Papaver somniferum (opium poppy) is the source of this 1167-nucleotide messenger RNA. RefSeq lists its product as uncharacterized. The transcript has a single exon. The coding region runs from base 1 to 1167 and encodes 388 amino acids. NCBI's taxonomy places the organism in Eukaryota, Viridiplantae, Streptophyta, Magnoliopsida, Ranunculales, Papaveraceae. The record is from RefSeq and is a predicted model, not a curated record. Gene Ontology annotation, molecular function: RNA-DNA hybrid ribonuclease activity; nucleic acid binding.
AUGCCUCUACCUGCUUCUAGCGACACUGCUGUUGGGGCCGUCCUUGCUCAGGAAGAUGAUGAGGGGAUUGAACAUCCCAUAUACUACUUCAGCCGUACGCUAAGAGACGCCGAACUCAGGUACCCCAAAGCAGAGAAAGCAUGCUUGGCCCUAAUUCACGAUGUGCCGAAAUUCAUACAUUAUCUACUGUUGAAUAAGGUGGUGUUAAUAUCCAGAGUUGAACCUAUCAUUUUUUUACUCUUGAAACCGGCCUUGAUAGGCAGACCGACCAAAUGGUUGCUUCAAAUGUCAGAGUUUGAUAUAACAUGCACUCCUCCGAGAGCUAUCAAAGGGAAAUCAGUAGCAGAUCUUCUAGCAGCAUUCCCAGGAGAAGGAACCACCGCGCUACAUGAAGACCUUCCUGAAGAGUUUCUCGAAAUCUCUUUUAUCGAGAAGGAGGCAUGGCUAUUAUAUUUCGACGGUUUUGAGACACCUAGCAAUAAUACUGGAGGAGCGGGAAUAGUUCUAGUGUCUCCAAUGGGAGAAGUCUUUUCACAUUCUUUCAAGUUGGACUUUCAAUGUACCAACAAUUCAGCAGAAUACGAAGCUUUCCUUAUAGGAUUGUCACUAGCCAAACGAGCAGGAGCCACACGUCUAGAAGUAAGAGGUGACUCUAAGCUGUUGGUCAAUCAGAUGAAUGGGGUCUACUCACUCAAGGAGGUAACACUAGCUCCUUAUAUAUCCGAGACGCAAAAGCUAUGGAACUACUUUGCCGAUGUGACCAUAACCCAUAUUGGCCGCAAUAACAACAAACACGCUGAUUUCCUAGCCACAUUGGCCUCGAAGUUACAAUUCGAAGUUUUGGAAGAAACUCUGAUUGUGAGGAGACGGACUGUAGCGUCGACAUGGAUUGCAGAAUCUAAAGAUGCUGAAACUGACGACUGGAGGACUCCAAUCGUUCAAGAGAUGAGAAGUUCACUCUCCCAAGGAAAGGUUAGUCUCAAAAUCCUGCAAAGCUUUUUCAUGCUUCAUGGAGUGUUGUACCACCGGAAUCCGGAUGGGUCCCUGACAAGAUGUCUUGGAGAUGAGGAAGCGCAACUACAACUUAACCACGUGCACAAUGAAAUUUACGGGAAAACGUUGGUAGUGACUCUUUACCGACGUCUCCAACGCCUUGGCUUCUACUAG